Labrus bergylta (ballan wrasse) is the source of this 4585-nucleotide messenger RNA. It is a transcript of the gene rbm6, whose product is annotated as RNA binding motif protein 6. Gene Ontology annotation, molecular function: RNA binding. The record is from RefSeq and is a predicted model, not a curated record. Gene Ontology annotation, cellular component: nucleus. NCBI's taxonomy places the organism in Eukaryota, Metazoa, Chordata, Actinopteri, Labriformes, Labridae. Gene Ontology annotation, biological process: mRNA splicing, via spliceosome.
UGCAGCAACAGAAGAAGAACGAUCAUCUUUCUCAUCAUUUGAGGUGCUUUAAGCCUUCGACGGCCUCUGCGUCAAAUCUCUGCGAUAUCGACUUCGAGGAACAGAUAAAUUACUAAUUUAACAAUCAUGUGGGAUGGACCAGGGCCAAGGCAAGGACCACGGGGAGGGCCUCCCUUCCGUGGUGAUCAUCGUGGAGAAAUGUUUGGCAACAGAGAUCGUCCUAUGCCUGAGUACCGUGGUAGAGAUGGUAUGAACAUGGGGCCUAUGGGUAAUAUGGGCCCGAGACAUCUAGAUCUACCACCUAUGGACAUGAGAAGGACAGAUGGGCCACCAAUGAGAGGGCGCGAUAUGGAUCCUCGCGAUAUGCGAGGUAGAGAGUCAAACAGAGACUUUUUCAGACCCGGAGAAGAGCCAGACUUCAGUCUUCAAAGGAAUUAUGACUGUUCCAACAGAGACAAAAUUAUGAAUUCGUCUGGUUUCCCUGGGCCAGGAAGGAACUCGGCAGACAUGGGAGGGAGGGGUAUGCCACCUCGGGAACUAAACAACAGAUUUAUGGACAUGAGAGACAGAGAUUCCUUUCAUUAUGACACGCCACAGUUCAAUAAUCCCAACAUGGAUGGAAGAAGAGGGUUUCCCCAGGAUCGAAUGGAGCGAAAUGAUGGCUUUAGGGACAUGCAUGACAGGCCCCCAAUGGGCAUUAGUGAUGAUGAUCGCUAUGAUAUGGACUUACCUCCACGUGAAAGGAGAAUGAUGGACACUGAUAGAAGAGGAGGGCCACCUUUCAAUCCAAGAGGUGGAUUUGAUUCUGAUAUGGAUUUCAGAAAUCGGCAUGGGCCAUCAUCUGAAUUCAGAGGUAGAGAUCGUUCUCCCAUAAGAUAUGGAAACAAUGAUGUCCCUCCGGAGGGCAGGGGAAGAUCAGACAUGCCCUCAGAUGUUGCAGGCCAUAAAAGAUCAGAGUUUAUGGGAACAGAAGACAAGUUGGGAGAGAGAGAAUAUCCAGAUUCAAGUGGCAGUCCCCUGAUGGAUUAUCGAUGUGGUGAAGAAAUGACUCUUGCAGAGGAAUGGAAGAACCGUAGGAAGGACAAGAACCCUUUCUUGAACAUGGGUAAAGGUAUUGGAGGUCUACCUGAGCCCAGCUUCCCUGUAGGUUUUGGAAGAGACUUGAAUGUGAGAGAUCCACUGCCAUUUCAGGAAAGAGAUGGACCCCCUGUUGAGUUCCAAGGAAAAGAUGUUGGAUUUCCUCGUGGAGACCGCUUUGCAGUUAUGGAUCUGCCAACAAUUGGCAGCAAACCUCCACAAGACCAUCCACAUUCUGAUAUGAGUCCCCUUUUGGGCCCGCUUGGGAGAGAAAAUCAGAGAAAACCAUGGCUUGGAGAAAGAGAUCCGAAGCAUAGCCAGAAUAAAGCCAAUCGUGAUGAAAGGCCCCCUUACCAUAAAGAGAAGAAUCAGCCCCUACAUAACAUCCAGGUGCCAAGUGAUUGUUUUAAAGGACUCAAAGAUAUCCCACUUAGUCAAGAACCUGCCAGAGGAAAAAUUGUACCAGAAUGUGAUGUCCAAGGCAGCAGCACUGUACAGGCAAGAGACCAAGACUACAGGGACAUAGAUUACAGAACAGGGUCUGGAAGGGCUUUUGAAUACAAUCCUGAAGAGCUUCAAACGACAGAGAAACUCCUCAAAAAACCUGAUCCCGUCACUCUUUCAAAAGUUAGUGAAUCUGGUUCUCAGGAUCAAGACUACAGGAGUGCAUCAUUGGAGGAAAAGGUGUCCAAUACAAUAUCCAUAAUUGGUAUUCCAAAGACUGCAACAAUGGAGCAGAUUCUUGGUGCCUUUGCUGUCCGUGAUGGUGUACCAAUACAGGGGAUGAAGAUAAAAAAUGUGGUGCCAGGUUACAGCUACGAUACGGCCUAUGUGGAGUUUUUAAACCUCGAGGAUGCAGUCCACUUCAUGGAUUCCAACAAGGGAUCUCUAAAGGUUGGCACUAGAACAUCAUCCAUGAGGUACUUCCAUCCAGAUGAGCAUGAUAGAGGUGUUCAUGAGUCUGAUCACAAAGUACCUCAACUCCCGGAGCCCCCACUACCCAGACAAGAUGAACCUUUAGAUGAGAUGGAGAUCGGCCUGAAUGGGUCUAAACCUAAAGGCCCCAUGGAGCCUUUGUCAAACAGUCAAUGGCAGCGUAGCUCUGAUCUUACACCAGAGGCCUGGCAGCAGCAGGUGGACCAACAGCUCCAACAGCAAGAAACUGAGCAGCAGGCAGAGUCAUGGGGCAAUCGUAACCCUCCUCCUAACUCGCCACUUAAACCUAAAUCCGUCUUUAAAGACAGCAAAACCAUGAUCCUAAAAAAUGUGAAGCCCACCACCUCAGUAGAGACUAUCCUGAAAGCCUUGGACCCCUUUGCUUAUCUGGAUGAAAGAAAUGUUCGUUUAGUCAAAGCCAAGCAACCAGGAGCCAAGUGCUUCUGCUUUGUGGACAUGGACUCCCAUGAGCAAGUGACACGUCUAGUCGAGCUCCUCACCAAACCCAAACCCCUCUACAUUGAUGGAGUCAGAGUUUAUGCUGAGGUUGCAAGACCCCUUAAGAACCAAAAUUUCAAGAGAGACCUUGAUAAUCCAAACAGUUCCAUCCUUGGAUAUCCACCUGAGGCCAGCAUGAUGGGGCAGCAGCAGUAUCCCCCUCCUCCACAGUACUUGAUGCCACCCUCUGGUGUCCCUCCUGGAAUGCAAGGUGAUUUGAUGGCUGGCAGCAUUAUUCCUGAUAUGACAUCAGACCCCAGCAUGGGACAGGGACUGGGCUACGGUGAGACUAGAACUGUGGACCCGUCUUACCAGGCUGGUGUACCCCCUGUUGCCCCAGAAUUAUCUGGGGUGAUUGUCCCUGUGGAUGGGUCACACACCUACGUUUAUGGCUCUGGGACUCCUGACAUGACCAACUACUUGUACGAUUCCACAUCAGGCUUCUUUUACGACCCUGAGACGACACUGUACUAUGACCCCGGCUCAAGGUACUUCUACAAUGCUCAAACCCAAGAGUACUUGUACUGGGAGGCUGUUUCAAAGACAUACAUCCCAGUUCCAGCAGGGAACGCUGCAGAGGCUCAACCUCUUUCCAUGACAGCUGAGGACCAGGCCAUUCUCUCCAACCCAGCAGCAGAUGCUCCUCUGGAAAUGAAGAAAUCGAUGCUGCCUCCACCUGCAGUAGCACCUCCAGCAUUAGUUCCUCCACCAGUUUCUGAACCUGUUCUGGUUGCUGCUGCUGUUGCCACUGCCACCUCUGCACCAGAGCCUGUCCCGACUUUCACAUCAGCUCAAGAGAAGAAAGAUGAGGAGGAACUUUGCAAAAAGGACAAAGACCUCAAAGAAGAUAAGCCGAGAAGUCUUGCUGCUGUCAAGAUCAUGAAAGAUAUGGAGCGCUGGGCAAAGAUCCAGAAUCGUCAAAAGGAAACUGUCCGUGCAGCAUCACCACUACUGAAGGGUGGAUUUGACGAUGACAGGAGGCAAUCAAAGUCUGCUGACGCUGGUUUUGCCGUCUUUGAAAGAAAGAUCUCAGGUGGAGAGGAUCUUUUCAAGAAGCCUCUUGCUCCUCCCAAGAAAGAUGAAAAGUCAAAGCGUCCAAUGGGCUCUCUGGGUCUGCUGGCAUCUGACUAUGCAGCUGGAAGUGAUGAAGAGGUGGAAGAAGAUAAGGAGGAGGCAGGAAGGAGCAGCCAGGGAGGCCAGUCUGAAGACAAAGACAGUAAGCUGACAGACUGGAAAAAGAUGGCCUGCCUGCUGUGUCGAAGACAGUUCCCCAACAAGGAUGCUCUGAUCCGCCACCAGCAGCUUUCAGAUCUGCACAAACAAAAUAUGGAGAUUCACCUUAAGAUCAAGAGGUCAAAGAAGGAGCUGGAGGCGUUGGAGAACCAGGAAAAAGAACUAAAUGCCAGAGAACCUACCAAGUCACCAGAACAGAAAAGGAAAAAACACCAUCAUCAACCGCCGCAGCAUCACAACACCUGGGCUGGAAGUUCCAGGGAUAGUAAAGUCAGUGAUAGACCUGGUUUAGGAGCCGAACCUGCCCCACAGAGGAAAAAGAAAGAGCCUGUUGUUUGGGACCAUGCCACCUACAAGCAAGCAGUACGGAAAGCCAUGUUUGCACGCUUUAAGGAACUGGAGUAAUCACAUCUUUACUUGAUAGUUGAACUUUUGAUUUGACAUGCUCUCCUCUCGGCAUGAGAAAUCCCCUCGGACUGGGUUUGUCUCUCCAUCUCAGAAAUAAUGACACUAAGGAUCCGCAGUUUUCUACAAUGAAAAGAUGUGGCCCAAAAUAAAUAUUAUACUGGCUUCAGUGGGGCAAAAGUCCAAAAACUACAAUUACUUUACAUCUUGAAUAAUGGAGGUUGUAUAGAAAGUAUCGACUCAUGCUCUUGGAGAUUUUUGUCCAUAUUUUAUGUGUCCUGUAUAAAAUUGUCAAAUGUGUUUUUUUUUGCAAUGAUGCAGUCACACUGGCCACAAUGACAUAUUGUUUUAAUACAGAACAAUUUUUACAUUUUCAUGGAUGAAAGUGCUACUAAAUGUAUACCUUUUUUAAGUAAAAGAAUCAUUGUGCUUCGAA